UGCACUGGUGCUGUGAUCUUUCUCGUGCGGACGCUCUGCGCUUUCUCCGCGCGUCAUGCGGCAGCUUCUUGUCUUUCUCGUUUUUGUCCAGCGGGGUCGCUUCGCCAGCCGAGCUGCUAGCCGUGCAGGUUAACAUUAUAAACUAUCGAGUGCUGAAAGAGAAAGAGAAAUAGACAGUGAAAGCCUCGGAACAUCCACAUAAUCCACACAUAAUCCUCAAUUUUUAUAAAAACCGAUGAAGGCUAAGUGUAUGUAGUUACUUGCUUAGUGGAAUGGAACCGACGCGGCGAGCUGAGGCGCGCCGAGGCUGAGUGCUUGAAGUACGCUUUGCGGAAUCAGGAAAUCCCGAGGUUGUUGGGAGGGUGAAGGCCUGUCCCGUCGCUCCAGGAAAAAUAUCCAAUUAAAACUAACAAGGCAGGUGCAGGGAUGUCGGACAGCGCGGGGCUGCAGCAUGUCAGCCCGUACGCCUUCGAAGCUAUGCAGAAGGUGGACGUGGUGCGGUUGGCGGCCCUCAGCGACCCGGAGCUGAGGCUUCUGCUGCCGUGCCUGGUGCGGAUGGCGCUGUGUGCACCGGCCGACCAGAGCCAAUCCUGGGCACAGGACAAAAAACUGAUCCUGCGCCUGCUGUCAGGGGUUGAGGCCGUCAACUCCAUAGUUGCGCUGCUGUCUGUUGAUUUCCACGCGCUGGAGCAGGACGCCAGGAAGGAGCAGCAGCUCAGGCACAAGGCUGGCGGGUCAAAUGGGGAGAGCGUCUUGGUUUCGCAGCUGCAGCAUGGCCUGACCCUGGAGUUUGAGCACAGCGACCCCCUCAGGAGACUCAGGCUGGCACUGAGUGAGCUGCUGGCAAUAAUGAACAAGGUUUCUGACUCGAAUGGCGAGUUCUUCUUGAAGUCCUCGGAAUUGUUCGAAAGCCCCGUGUAUUUGGAGGAGGUAGCGGAUGUGCUGUGCAUCUUACAAGCAGAGUUGCCCUCCUUGCUGCCCAUCGUGGAGGUCGCAGAGGCCCUGCUGCACGUCCGCAAUGGCGACUGGUUCCUCUGUCUACUCGUGGCUAAUGUCCCGGACAGCUUCAGUGAGGUGUGUAGGGGGCUCAUCAAGAACGGGGAACGGCAGGACGAGGAGAGCGCGGGCGGCCGGCGCCGCACGGAGGCACUGCGGCAGCUCUGCCAGAUGAAUCCCUCGCAGUCCCUCAACGUUCGUGCUAUGGUGGUGGAGGAGUGUCACCUCCCUGGCCUGGGCGUGGCCCUGACGCUGGACUUCAAGCCGGACUCGGCUGACGACGCCGUCAGCCCCCUGGUGUCCUUCGUCAGCGGCCUACUCCUGGGCACCAGCGGCAAAGUGCGCACCUGGUUCGGCAUGUUCAUCCGCAACGGACAGCAGAGGAAGCGGGAGAGCAGCUCGGUGCUCUGGCAGAUGCGCAGACAGCUGCUCCUGGAGCUGGUGGCCAUCCUGCCGCGCUCCCGCAGCACGCGCCUGCCUGACGACGGUGACUCUGAGGGUGGUGGCAGCUCAUCAGGGUACUCCGGCCUGCGGGAGGAGCAUGUGGUGAAGGCCAGUGCCCUGCUGCGGCUGUACUGUGCCCUCAUGGGCAUCGCGGGCCUCAGGCCCACCGACGAGGAGGCCGAGCAGCUGCUACAGCUGAUGACAAGCCGGCCCCCCGCCACGCCGGCUGGUGUGCGCUUCGUCUCACUCUCCUUCUGCAUGCUGCUGGCCUUCCCCACCCUCGUCAGCACGCCUGAGCAGGAGCAGCUGAUGGUGAUGUGGCUCAGCUGGAUGAUUAAGGAGGAGGAGUACUUCGAGAGUGCCGCAGGUGUGUCCGCUUCCUUCGGAGAGAUGCUGCUGCUGGUUGCCAUGUAUUUCCAUAGCAACCAGCUCAGCGCCAUCAUCGAACUGGUCUGUUCCACUUUGGGGAUGAAGAUUGUCAUAAAACCAAGCUCCCUGAGCAAGAUGAAGACCAUUUUCACGCAGGAAAUCUUCACGGAGCAGGUGGUCACCGCCCAUGCUGUGAGAGUCGCUGUCACCAACAACCUGAGCGCCAACAUCACCGGCUUCCUCCCUAUUCACUGCAUCUACCAGCUGCUCAAGAGCAGGGCCUUCACCAAGCACAAGGUCUCCAUCAAGGAUUGGAUCUUCAGACAGCUGUGCGAGACAUCCACGCCGCUCCACACGCAGCUUCUGCCCCUCAUCGACGUCUACAUCAACUCCAUUCUCACGCCAGCCUCCAAGGCCAACCCUGAGGCCACCAACCAGCCAAUCACAGAGCAGGAGAUCCUGAGCGUCUUCCAGGGCCUAACCGGGGGGGACAGCGGCCGCACCCGUUCCCGCUACAGCAUCACCACUCAGCUGCUGAUCCUCUACUACAUCCUGUCCUACGAGGAGGCCCUGCUGGCCAGCACAAAGGCCCUGGCCCUGAUGCAGAAGAAACCCAAAUCGUACUCUGCCACUCUCAUGGACCAGAUCCCCAUCAAGUACCUGAUCCGGCAGGCCCAGGGGCUGCAGCAGGAGCUGGCCGGGCUGCACUCUGCUCUGCUGCGACUCCUGGCAACAAACUACCCCCACCUGUGCAUGGUGGAGGACUGGAUUUGCGAGGAGGAGAUCACGGGCACGCUGCCCCUGCUGCGCAGGAUGCUCCUCACCAGCCCCACUUGCAAGUACUCCCAACAGCAGCUACAAGAGGCCUUUCAAGGGCCCCCCUCCAGCAGCCCCCUGCUGAUGCAGAUCCUCCAGCAUCUGACGCUGCUGUCGGCCAGCGACCUGAUCCCAUACGCAGAGGAGCUGACGGCCAACAUGAGUCUGCUGCUGGGUGAUGGCGUGCCCCGUAGGAUCCUGCAGACCGUCAACCACCUCUGGAUGGUGCUCAACACCGUCAUGCCCAGGAGGCUCUGGGUCAUGACCGUGAAUGCACUGCAGCCUUGUGCCAAGCUCCCACGCCUGCAGAGGUACACUCAGAAUGACCUGAUGAUCGAUCCCCUCAUCGUACUUCGCUGUGACCGUAGAGUCUACAGGUGCCCUCCACUGAUGGACAUCACUCUGCACAUGCUCAAUGGCUACCUUCUGGCCUCCAAGGCCUACUUGAACGCCCAUCUGAAGGAGACGGCCGAUCUGGACCGGCAGACCCAUACCAUCUUGAACCCGGGGCUGGCCGGUCCUCCAGAUGCGCCCGAGGUCACCCGGGAGGAGCUGAAGAAUGCCCUACUGGCAGCGCAGGACAGCGCAGCUGUGCAGAUCCUGCUGGAGGUGUGUCUGCCCACCUGCGAGGAGCAGGCACAGGCAGGUGGGGACGACAGCCUACUGUGGGGCUUCCGACACAACUCCGCGCAGGUGAAGAGCGAGGAGGGCGACGAAGACGUGGAGAUGAGGGUGCCCCCCACUGUGGGGGAGUCGUCAGAACGGGGCCUGCUGAGUGACCUGCGUGAGGUGCAGUGCCUCAUCUGUUCUCUGCUGCAUCAGAUGUUCAUUGCUGACCCCAACAUCGCCAAGUUGGUGCACUUUCAGGGAUACCCCCAGGCGUUACUCCCUUUGACAGUGGCAGGGGUUCCCUCCAUGCAUAUCUGCUUGGACUUCAUCCCUGAGCUGCUGGCCCAGCCACAGCUGGAGAAACAGAUAUUUGCAAUCCAGCUCCUGUCCCACCUGUGCACCCAGUACGCCCUACCUAAGUCUCUCAGCGUGGCGCGCCUGGCCAUCAGUGUCAUGGGCACGCUGCUCACAGUUCUGACCCAGGCAAAGAGGUACUCCUUCUUCAUGCCAACCCUGCCCUGCCUGGUAGCCUUCUGCAAAGCCUUCCCCCCGCUGUAUGACGAUGUCGCCGCCCUUCUGGUCCAGGUGGGGCAGGUUUGUGCCUCCGAGGUGGCCACCCGGGCUCGGGACGUGGACCCGCUUAUCACCAGGCUCCAGUACCUGAAAGAGCAGCCGACGGCAGCGGCGGCAGCCUGCAAGCCCAGGGGCCCAGAGGAGCCGCAGUGCAGCGACCCGGCCGUGCAGCUCUGCUAUCGCAUCGAGGCCACCUUCGUGGACAUCAUCAGCUCCACCCUGCAUGGGGAGUGAGCUUCCCCCCGGUGUCUGGAGGUGGCCAGUGGGGCUGGACACCAUCACUGGGGCUGUGGGUAUAGUUCCACGGAAAGGAACUUUCAGCAAGGAAGACUGUUCUCUCUGCUCACAUCGUGUCUUGCCUUUUUGUUUGAUAGCCUCAAUGGGUUUGCUACUGGUCACUUGAGAGCCAUGAUAUUUCAGCAGUUAUCUGCAAAAACUUCUUUUAACAUGGCCUUGUAUUUGUGAGAGUCUGCUAACGGGAUGUACUACCGUGAAGCGCUUAUACCUCGGGGGCGGACAGCUCUUUAAAAAUGGACUGCCAUGCAUUUGUAGACCACACAUCAUUUUCUGUUUCCCCCCCACUGCCUUCUGUAAAUAUUUGAUAUGGAUGUUUUAUAAUUCAGGAAUCUCUUGCCAUCUUUUUAAGUGUUGAGAUGCCAGAGGCUCUGACGGCCGGGUGCUGACGACGGGAUCAGCCUGUUUGGCCGACCUCCCCGCAAACACGUGUUUUUAUAAAUUCAGUUAGCAUCAACAUUUUUGUGAGUAAAAAUUAUUUUGAGUGAUGGACAGUGUCCUGUGUCCAUUGUGUUGGCUUUAAAAAUCAGCUUUCUCUUGGACGUCUGUGCUGUUUGUACCCAAACUGUCCGUCCGCAGUCUCAUCCUUGCGGCAGUGUGACACAGGUGCUUCAAGGCGCUGAGAUUCGCCACGCUCCGUGUUUGGUUGUGGUCUCCGGCCCAGUGUUCGGUCUUCAGGAUUGCUGCUUCUCCUAGACCCACAGUUCAUGCCGACGACGCCCAGGCCAAGGACAGCGUCGUUUUACUCUCACGUUUCUCCCUAGGGCCAAACACAGGCUUCCUGCUUGAUCCUUGCCCUCUAACUAACCCCGGGGAUUAUGUGCUAAAUGGCUUUUAUAUUUUGCUUAGUACCUAUUUGUGUAGCAGUAGUAUGUAUUUUUUUCAUGUAAAAAAAAA
Messenger RNA from Paramormyrops kingsleyae, 4998 nucleotides. RefSeq names its product integrator complex subunit 2 (gene ints2). Gene Ontology annotation, cellular component: integrator complex. The record is from RefSeq and is a predicted model, not a curated record. NCBI's taxonomy places the organism in Eukaryota, Metazoa, Chordata, Actinopteri, Osteoglossiformes, Mormyridae. Gene Ontology annotation, biological process: snRNA 3'-end processing.